UUUGUGCUGCCAACUCGCCGCCAUCGCGUGUUGUCUUUGUCAAGCAAACAUCAGCCAGCACAUCAUGGUGCUACUUACUCGACUGGGGCCAAACUCGCUCCGGCAGGUGGCCUCUGGGGCCAAUACUCUGGCAUCAAAGACGUGGGGUGUCAGUUCCUACAGUCCCAGGGACGAGAACGGCCAAUCGCAAGACUUCUACCGGCAAUCGAUCAUCGAUCAGUCGUCGAUCGAUUCACAGCCAUUGGAGGGAGCAAAAACCUUGAAGUAUUGGAGCGGUCAGCAACGUCCGGUCGGUCUGUUCGGACAUGGCAAGACGGAGAGCAUCGCCUCGUUCCUGAAGGCCAAGGUCAAGCCAUGGUGCCUCAACUCGAACGUCUGCUGGGUGCCUUGUGCCAGAUACGCCAAACUUCCAGAGACAUUGCCUCCCUAUGAAGCGCCCAUAGACAACACAGGUGUAACCUACAUGCACGACCUGGCAAAUGAAGACGCCGAGAUAGUUCGAGAACUUUCCUACCAGUCAAUGAAAGCAGUCCUAGACAGUCAUAAAAUUAAAAAAGCCAAAAGGACGAAGAAGAAACACAAAUAUACAUCCCUCUACGGAUCCACGCUGGAGGAUUUGGUGGCUAAAGAAGUGAAGGAGGGUAAAGCGGUGAAAAAUUAUGCGGUGCCAUCUUUCUUCAUGCAGAUGGCCCAGGACAUUGAGGUCAGAGGGACGACAAAAGAAGGUAUUUUUAGAAUACCUGGUGUACACACAAAGAAAUUUAAAGAAGACGCAGAAGCCAAUUUCUACAAAGGAAGUUUCGACCUGACAAGCUAUGAACCCAAAGAAGUGGCGUCUGGCUUGAAAGCUUUUCUGCGAGAUCUGCCCGAGAGUUUGAUCAGCCACGAGAAAUUAGAAUUUUUCCCAAGAAUCUCGGAUAUUCCCUUAACGGACCAACUGAAGGUUCUCAAUUUGUUUUACAACACAAUGCAGGUAGAACAUCGGGACACGCUGAGGGUGCUGAUUUAUAUGAGUAUGAGCGUAAACUACAGCCCAGUCACCAAGAUGAACGACAAGAACAUGGCCGUCGUGUUUGGCCCCAACGUUAUGCUCAUCCCCAAGCAGAAGGAUCUCACCCAGGAAGCGAAGUGGACAGAGGAAAACCUUGGCUUCACCAGGCUAUACUUUACUUACUGUGAUAAACUGUGGGUGAUCCCUCCUCCUAUACUAAACCAACUACGUCAAAAAUACAUAUCCGGUACUAUCAGCAAGAAGAAACCACUUUUCCCAUGGAAAAAGAAGGCUGCACCAUCACCAGCAGCACCCACAGCUGCUAUGCAAGCUUUGAAAGAGGCAAGCAUUGAUGUACACGCCCCAGAGCUGGCUAAAAAAGAAGCUACAGUCAAGAUCACGCCGACCACCACAGCCAACGAUGUUGUCGACAUUUUUGGUGUGGCCACCAAAAUACACAAAAGGACGAUAAACCAACAAUUGGCCAGCCGUGAAAAAGAUAUUUAUUAUUUGUAUGAAGUUGGUGGGAACAUUGCUGAGAGAUGUAUCGACCCACAUGCCAAGGUACUUGACGUGUACAAAAUCAACCCAGAAGCUGAGUUCUGUAUCCGGCCUAAAAAGGGGAGAUAAAUCUAACGGAACGGGAAAAAAUGUCGGUCAGAUGCAAGAGCAGUAACUCUUGUUGCAAUUUAAACUCAAUGCAGUAAACAAUUUUAAUAUUGUAAUUUAAAAUUAUCUCAUUUAUAACAUCAUAGUAAAUAUUGACUACUUUGAUAAAUUUAAUUUUAAUAGGUAACUAUUGAAAUAGAAUGUCUCUAAAGUUUGUUGGUUGUUUAUUGUGCGUGUGUGUACAUCUAAACCUCUAGCCACUUGUAAUAGCAAUAAAAGCUUAUCAUAACUCAA
Messenger RNA from Physella acuta, 1894 nucleotides. RefSeq names its product rho GTPase-activating protein 18. NCBI's taxonomy places the organism in Eukaryota, Metazoa, Mollusca, Gastropoda, Physidae. Gene Ontology annotation, biological process: regulation of small GTPase mediated signal transduction; regulation of actin filament polymerization; signal transduction. Gene Ontology annotation, molecular function: GTPase activator activity. The record is from RefSeq and is a predicted model, not a curated record. Gene Ontology annotation, cellular component: cytoplasm.